This is a messenger RNA of Zootoca vivipara (common lizard), 7108 nucleotides long. RefSeq names its product TYRO3 protein tyrosine kinase (gene TYRO3). Gene Ontology annotation, biological process: multicellular organism development; phagocytosis; nervous system development. Gene Ontology annotation, molecular function: transmembrane receptor protein tyrosine kinase activity; ATP binding; protein binding. The record is from RefSeq and is a predicted model, not a curated record. NCBI's taxonomy places the organism in Eukaryota, Metazoa, Chordata, Lepidosauria, Squamata, Lacertidae. Gene Ontology annotation, cellular component: plasma membrane; signaling receptor complex.
AAAUAAAUAGGCUGGAUAAAUAUUCAUGAUGAGGCCGGUGAUGUCACGAUGAGAAGCCGGGCUCUGCUGUGUGGCCUCCCGAAAGCGCCAUUUCCUGGAGGAGAAGAGGCGGAGAAGGAGCAGGAGGAAGGCGAGGAGGAGGAGAAGGCGACUUGUUGAAGGAAGUCGCGGCGGCGGCGGCGGCGGCGGCAGAGCAGAAGCGGCAGAGCAGAAGCGGCGAGAGGGGGAGCUCCGAGCCCGGCCGAGGCGAGCGGCGCUUGCUCGCCGACUGAACUCCGCGUACCGCGCGAGGCCGGCAGGGGGGGAACUCCUCGGCUCGUGGGUCUUGGAUUACAAGUGCAGCGAGCGGAGGAGGAGGCGGGUCAGCCAGCCAGCCGGGAGCGAGCGAGCGCUGGUGCGGCUCCCGAAUCUGCCGCCACCUCAGGCUCCCUUGCCUCGCUUGCCCUGCCAGGUCUCUCUCUCCCCACUUCUCUCUCACGCGCGCGUGUGUGCCUGCGCGUGAGAAGGAGAGACCCUCGACGCGGCGGGACCCCCAGCGCAUUCCUGAAUUUGAGGGCAUCGCUUUGGCUCUCCUCGCGGCUUCCCCCCUCCUUCCCUCCCCAUCCCGCUCUCCCCCCAACGCCCCCAAAUCGCGCCUCCUUCUCGUUCGCCUCCCCCCCCCCCGGUUUCAUUUCUUCCUUGGAAGCGAGCGGAGGCAACCCGGCGUGGAGGAGGAUGACAAAGAUGAUGAUGUGGAAGAGAUGGAGAUGAAGCAGACUAUGCAGAUCCGGGGACUCCUGUUGCUGCUGCCGGCACUAUGGGCUCUCUUUCUGCGGGACGUCGCGGCUGUCACAGAGGAGGGAGGUUGCUUUCUUCCAGGUACAAAGGCUACUGGAAUGCCAAUCAAACUGAAGGUGUCCCAGGGACAGCCUGUGAAGCUGAACUGCAGCCUCGAGGGAAUGGAUGACCCAGAGAUGCUGUGGAUCAAGGAUGGAGCUGUGGUGCAGAGUGUAGACCAGGUGUACAUCCCGGUAGAUGAAGAACACUGGAUUGGGUUCCUCAGCUUGAAGUCUGUGGACCGGAAAGACUCUGGGAAGUACUGGUGCCAAGUGGAGACCAACGGGAAGAAAGAAGAAUCGCAGCAAGUGUGGCUCAUUGUGGAAGGUGUUCCUUAUUUCACUGUUGAGCCAGAAGAUCUGUCUGUUAUCUCCAAUACUCCUUUCCAACUAUUUUGUGCUGCAGCUGGCCCACCUGAGCCAGUGACAAUUGUCUGGUGGAUGGGCGAUUCCAAAGUUGGUCGUUCCGAUGUCUCCCCCUCCACCCUAAAUGUGCCAGGUAUUAAUCAAAGCACAGUUUUCUCCUGCGAAGCCCACAACAUAAAGGGACUGUCUUCAUCUCGGACGGCCACUGUGCAGAUUAAAGCUCUCCCAUUUCCACCUCUCAAUGUGACAGUAACUCAAAUCACCAGCAACAAUGCCAGUAUCACUUGGCUGCCAGGAUUUGAUGGCCGUUCUCCACUUCAUUCUUGUACAGUUCAGGUGGCUGAGCUACAGGAAGAUGAAGUUUCCACAGAAGUUGUCCCUGUCCCCUCCUUUUCCCAGGCUUUUCCAGGAUUAAAGCACUCUACCAAUUAUAGUGCUCGGGUCCAGUGCACUAAUGAACUGGGCAGUUCCCCUUUUACAGACUGGGUCUAUUUUCAGACCAUGGGAUUAGCACCAAACAGUACUCCACAAAACGUACACAUUAUCCAAAGAGAUUCUUGUCUGAUUUUGGAAUGGGAAACAAUGGCUCCAGAAAUGCAUAGGGACAAUGCCCUGGGAUACAGGUUGGAGUGGAGUCAAGAUAACAUCACUCAGGGGGAAAUGAUCGUGCAGGAGACGAGGGCCAACCUCACUAUGUGGAAUCCCUUAAGAGAUCUUACCAUCAGGGUGUGUGUACUCAACUCUGCGGGCUGCGGGCCUUGGAGUGAACCCUUGCUGCUUACAGCUGAAGAUUUAAUAGGAGGACAGAGACAACCUCCCUAUGGCACAUCCUGGGUUCCUGUAGUAUUAGGCAUUCUUACUGCACUCGUCACAGCAGUUGCCUUGGCACUGAUCCUGCUGCGGAAAAGAAGAAAAGAAACUCGCUUUGGUCAUGCCUUUGGCAGCAUGGUGGGAGGGGAUCCAGUCGUCCAUUUCAGAGCGGUGAGAUCUUUCAACAGAGAAGGCCCAGAGCUUAUUGAGGCAACAUUGGACAGUAUAGGUAUCAGUGAUGACUUGAAGACCAAACUGAAAGAUGUCCUGAUCCAGGAGCAACAGUUUACUCUAGGAAGAAUGCUAGGCAAAGGGGAAUUUGGGUCUGUAAGAGAGGGUCAGUUGAAGCUGCCUGAUGGCUCUCUCCAGAAGGUUGCGGUGAAAAUGCUCAAAGCGGAUAUCUUCACCUCAAAUGACAUUGAGGAAUUCCUGAGGGAAGCUGCCUGCAUGAAAGAGUUUGACCAUCCCCACGUUACUAAACUGAUUGGAGUCAGCUUGCGCAAUCGGCCUAAAGGCCGGCUUCCAAUCCCAAUGGUUAUCCUGCCGUUCAUGAAGCAUGGAGACCUUCACUCUUUUCUACUGAUGUCCCGGAUUGGAGAAAACCCUUUUAACCUGCCUCUUCAGACACUCCUGAAGUUUAUGAUUGACAUUGCUAGUGGCAUGGAGUACCUGAGCUCCAAAAACUUCAUCCACAGAGACCUAGCUGCUCGGAACUGCAUGUUGGAUGAAUACAUGAACGUGUGCGUUGCUGAUUUUGGGCUUUCAAAGAAAAUCUAUAGUGGAGACUAUUACCGCCAGGGCUGUGCCUCCAAGCUGCCAGUGAAGUGGCUUGCACUGGAAAGCCUGGCGGACAAUCUCUACACAACACAUAGUGAUGUGUGGGCAUUUGGUGUGACAAUGUGGGAAAUUGUGACGCGGGGGCAAACUCCUUAUGCAGGCAUUGAGAAUGCAGAAAUUUACAACUACCUCAUCAGUGGGAACAGACUGAAACAACCCCUGGAGUGCUUGGAAGAUGUCUACGAUCUCAUGUGCAGAUGCUGGCAUUCAGAACCUAAGCUGCGCCCGAGCUUCGGAGCCCUGAAACUGCAACUGGAAAUGAUCUUGGCCAGACUGUCUUUGCUCUCGUCCAGUCAGGACCCCCUGUAUGUCAACAUUGGGAAGCCACAAGAAGCUUACAGGAAUGACCCCUCAACUGAUUGUCCCUUUGGAACAUUGGACGGUGACGCGAACAUUCCAGGAGCAGCUGCUGCCACUGUCACUAGUGACUAUCGUUACAUCAUGAGCCCCUUGUGCCUUGCGAGUGAUGCUGAAAGUGAAAGGCAUCCGGACGCAUCUGAGGGGGGAGCCAGGAGCCUUCUUUACGAUUUGGAGAUGGGACCAAAACGAUGUUAGCCUGAAAGGAAAGGGGGGGGGGAAUGACACUUCACUCUCCUCCAAUAAGAUGCGUGCAUUUUUAUCAUCAUCUGGUACUGCUUUACAAAGACAGUUGUAGGCUGCUUUUAACCAGCAUAGGUAGCUGUAAAAUGAGCUACUUCUGCAGCUGUUUGAGUUGCUGUGGCUAAUGCUCAAAAUGACCACAGAUCUUUAUCACCUCUUGGCCUUCUGAAACUAGCUUCCUGCAAUGGUGAAACGAAAUCCAGUAGGAGUGGCCUAGUCUGUACUUACAGCCAGCGAAUGCCUGUUUGUCAACCGAAUUGAUAACGGAAUAUUGGAGUUGAACUGGGUGCUACUCAGCACUCUCUCUCUUUUUUGGUAAGAUUUUCCAGCUCUGAGCAAGGAAGUUUGGGACCAGCACAUGUGGUGGGGAAAUGAUCUGCUAUUGAUGGAUACUGUAUUUAAGGGCAUGAGGGGGAACAGUAGUUUAGCAGUACCACCUAGUCCUCUUGUCUACCUCAGUGGUUCUCAAACUGGCUGCUUCUGUAAAAUGAAGAAAUCUUGUAGCGUUUCUCGGACUGGUAUUUGGCUGUUCGAUGGAAGCAUUCCUCAAGGCUGACAUUGCAGCUAAGCAACAACAUGCAGGCACGGUUUUUGCCAGCCUGAUGCCCUCCAGAUCUUUUUUGGCUACAAUUCCUAUCAGCGCCAGGCAGCGCAGCUGAUGGGAUUUGUAGAAGAAAAAAAUCUAGAGGCCACCAAGUUGGUGAAGGCUGGUCUGACAUCUCCCUGCAGAGUUGGUCUUCUCCCACACUGCAGGACUAGGUUUUCUUGUCUUUCUUUGUUUUAUGUUCGACAUGAAGUUGGCUUUACGCACAGUUCCCUUGUCAGCAAAACUCUGUGACAGGGUGGCAAAUGUAUACGGACGAAACCAAACUUCAGACAGAUUUUGAGAGACCAGUGUAGGAAAAGCAGUUAGCGCAUGGGGAAAUUUGAUACUAAGGCUGCAAUAACAUACUCACUUAUAUAGGAAGUAAGUCCCACUGAACUCAGUGGGACUUCUGAGCAGACACGUCUAGGAUAGCUCUGUGUGUACAAUUUACAAAAAGUGCAUAUACAAAAAGGAGGUCUAUAAUGAUAGUAAGAGGCAGAACUUUAAAUUAAAAACAGAUGUUUGUUUUAUAAACUUUAUCCUAAAAAAAAUUAGUAUUAGCUGCAGCAAGGAAAUUGCUCAGUUGACAUCAGCAGAAAAACAGCAGUAGGUACCAAUGGAAUGCUUUCCAUGCAGAGAAGUAGUUUUCAGUCAGAAAGACUUUGAGAAUCACUGGCCUACUUCAUUAGAGGUUGUUCUGGCCUUCUGCAGAGGUUCAACUGCAUUGGAGCAUAACUUCACGUAUUUUGGUAACAUUCCAGAAGGAAGUGUUCAUUUUUGAGCUCUCAUUUUUCCAAUAAGCCUGUUUUGAUUAAUCAUAACUGAAAAGAAUAACAUGCGCUUUGAAGAAGAAGCCUUUGACAAUGUGUAAAUCACAUCAGAGUUUUUUUUUAUUUAGCUGUUCCUAACAUAAGGCAUGCCUAGGGCAUUACAUGUUACCACGGCUGCCUGAAUUUUUAGCAAACCUAAAUUCUUCCUAUUGGGCUGUUAGAAAAAAUUCCCCGAUGCAGCCACAGAAUCACAUUCAAUAGGCAGCCUCAGAAUCACAUUGGGUGCAUCAAUUUUUAAAUUAAGUAUUUUUUGGUCCAACUGGUUUCCAUGAGAGUGCUUAACAUAUGUGUAGCUCUCUGCUGUUGAAAUCCAUAGGUAUUAAAGUGGUGAGAUCAUGCCUACUAUUAUAUAUGUUUCCAGGCUGCAGGUCUCUUAUAGCAUGGAUGGGGAACCUGUUGACUUUCCCAAUGUUAUUGUAUUCCUAACUCCCACCAGCAUCUGCCAAUGGUCAACAGAUUAUGAGAGGAGUUCUCCAACAAUAUUCCCCAUCUCUGCCUUAGAGGCUUUCGGCACAACAAAACUCCACCCAUGGUAAAAGAAAACCACUGAUCGUAUGUUUGCAUUAUUAGUCAUGCUUUCCUUUUUUUGCUGCUUCAUUCAGUGCUCGCUGAGGCUACCUUUCUUCCUGCCCCUUGUGAAACAAGGUAAUCUAGAAUUACUGGAAUUCAACCACCAAACAGAUCCUCCUGAGAGACACUGACAAGGCCCCUUAUCACAAUCAGUUUACCACUGGUUAAAAGAGUGGAGUGGUCAUUCUCAUGUGCCAGAAACUUUGCAGAGUAAUAUCUCAUCAAAGCCUUUCCGUCUCUGCCCUGACUCAAGCACCACCCUUCAGCAUGACUACGAAACAGAAGACGGGGGUGGGGGCAUGCAGCUAGAAAUAGGCCCUGUUCUCCCCUUUUAUGCAACAUUAACCAUGCUGAUUGCGUGAACAAAGGAGUGGCUAAAGGUUUAAUGGUUUGCAUUAGGUUUUCAUGAAAAGCAAGCAUAUAAAUAUUACACGGAUUAAUAAAUCUGUUACGUUGUGAACCACCCUGAGAUCUGCUGAUGAAGGGCAGUAUACAAAUUCUAAUAAUAAUAAUAAUAAUAAUAAUAAUAAUAAUAAUAAUAAUAAUAAAGAAACAGCAUCAGCUAGGGGAAAAGUUCUUGAUUUGUGCAAACAUCAUCAGUGGUAUGCUCUUAUUGCCCGUGGUAUCUGGUGUGCAUAUGGGCUUCCCAUCACCACAACACUAUGUUACCAAAAGCAAGUAAUUGAAGUGGUGCUGGUGGUAUGAGUUAAAAAAAGUUUUAUCAGUUAAAAAUGGUCCUGUACGGUCAAUGCUGAGAAAGCCGUAUUCUGUGUUCUGGAAUGAAGCAGUAGAUUUGGGACCAAAAACUUACAUUAGAACAGUUCCUCUAUCUACUUAACAAAACCCACCAGUUCCUCUACGAAAUUUUGUGAUGGAAGCCCAAGUUUCAAAUUAUACUUUUGAAUCUGAAUGCAUAUGUGAAAUAAGUAUUUUGAAAUUUCCAGUGUAGAAAUUCUGCAGCAUACUGCAGUUGUUUGGACCUGGGAUUUUUAUGGACACUCGCCUGAUUUAAUUAAGACAGUCAAAGCAACUGUCUUACAGAAACCUUCCCAAUGAAUGGCCUAUGCAAUAAUUCAGCAUGGGUGUCGAGUGGAGUUUGUUAGACAUUAUGCCCUGCCUCCCUCAAGUUUACUAAACAAGUUUACAGGAGACUGGUGAGAACAAAGUUCUUAACCGAGUGCUGCCUUGUCACCAUACCUGUGCUCUCAUAGCAAGCAAUGCAAAACAUGAUGUUUAACAGACUGACCCUUUAGUUCCAAUAUUCAAGAGUGUCUUUGCUUGUGUGAUCAGAACAACAUCACUCACACACAAGUGGGAAGUAUCAGCAGGUUAAAAGUUCGAAGUACCAAAAAUAAUGAAGGGGAAAACAAACCUAAGAGGGACCCUAAAGAGGCCUGAGCAUGUUCAGUGGCUUAGAAUGCUGGUUGACUGUGGGGAGGUGGUAUGGAACCCUAAACAGAAGCAGUUCGCGCUGCAACCUUUUGUUGCAGGUCCCACUUGUGCCUCUUUCAUUCGGAAUCAAGUCUCAUGAGUUCAGUGGGAUUCAUUCCCAAACAAAUGUGCAUCAGAUUGCAGCUUAAGUUUCCUGCAGCAGCCACCUAGCAAGCAGAGCAAGUGUAUAUAUAAAAUCUAAUUUUCUGAAGCAUGUCAUUAGUUUUUAUGCUUUUUUAAAAUAAAAUAUGUACUGUGUCCUA